AUGGGAGAAUUCAAUGUAAAGGAAGAUACCGAUCCAAUCACAGGAGAACCCCUCUUGAUCUCUGAAAGGAGGAAUCUGUACUACUGCCAAAAUGGCACAAUAAAAAAUGAUAAAACGAAUCAAGAGAAAAUAGACUAUUUAAUGGCCUACUAUGCAAUGGAUGAGAAAGAAAGGCACAUCUUUGGAAUGAACCCUUUGAUGUUUAUGGAGAGUUGCACGUUCAACGGCAAAUUUUGUUCACUUGCUCAAUUAAAUUUUUUUACUGAUUUCCGAUAUGGAAAUUGUAUAACUUUUAAUAAGAAAAAACAAUACAUGGAGACUUUGCGAACUUCAGAAAUUGGACCAGGAAGUGGUUUGAAUGUUUACUUAAAUCUGUAUAAAUUUUACUACCAAGCCAUACAACAUACUUUGGGAAUCAAAUUAAUAAUUCAUGAUCCUACAGAAGUUCCAAGCACAGAAGACGAUGGAGUGUUUGUUGGUCCCGGUUUUGAAGUGUUAGCAUCUUUGAAACAAACUAUUAAUAUUCGUUUACCAAAACCGUAUCAGGACCACUGCGUAACUUACGAUUCGGAAACAAAAGGCUUUGCGAAAAACAAAAAGGAAUGCAUUCGAGCCUGCAUCCAGGCAAAGAGUUACGAGACAUGUGGUUGCGUCGACCAGUCUUUGGGAGUGAUGAACCACCUGAAGCAGUGUGAUUUCAGGAACGUCUCGGAAUCUUGCUGCUUAGAUGAAGUUUUGGACAGUAUGUCCCAUCAUGGAACGGUUUGCAGUUGCCCUUUACCUUGCUUCUCUGUAACUUACAACGAAAAAAUAUCAAAGUCUUUAUUAGUACCUCAUAUAUCAACAACAUCCGAAGUUGAAAGAAUCGGAGCUGCUUAG
Argiope bruennichi is the source of this 879-nucleotide messenger RNA. RefSeq names its product degenerin mec-10-like. The transcript has 2 exons. Gene Ontology annotation, molecular function: ligand-gated sodium channel activity. Gene Ontology annotation, cellular component: membrane. Lineage: Eukaryota; Metazoa; Arthropoda; Arachnida; Araneae; Araneidae. The record is from RefSeq and is a predicted model, not a curated record. The coding region runs from base 1 to 879 and encodes 292 amino acids. Gene Ontology annotation, biological process: sodium ion transmembrane transport.